UGUUUAUGAGCUUUUAGAUUGAUGCAUAUUAUGGGUUCGAUUAAAAUUCUGCAUUGGAUUUGUAUUAUUCAUUUCUUUUUAAAUAUUUGCUUUUGAUAUGUGGGUUCUUUCGAAAACCAAGAUUUGAUGUUGAAACACUUGGAAAUUUACUGCCUUUUGAAGAGAUCGUUUUAACUUCACAAAAGUAGGUUUUCAUUUUCUUUGUCCAUUUCAUUGUAAAAAUUUCGUUUCUUGAUACGUGGGUGUUGCCAAAAGCAAAUUUUGAUAUUUUGGGUGUUGCCAAAAACAAGUUUUGAUGUUGCAACACUUGGAAAUUUACUGCCUUCUGAAGAGAGUAAUAACUUCAUUUUAGCUUCACACAAAUAGGUUUUCAUUUUUUAGUUUCAUUUAAUUAUAAAAUUUUGUUUUUGAUAUGUGGGGUGCUGCCAAAAACAAGUUUUUGUGUUGGAACACUUGGAAAUUUACAGUCUUUUGAAGAGAAUAAUAAUUGCAUAUUAAAUUUUAGAAAGUGGAUAUUCGUUGGGUUAAUUUGUAAACACCCUUUAAGGAAUGACGUUGGUUCCGUAAUGUAAAUGUGGGAGGCUACAAGGGAUUGAUUUUGUAGAAGGAGGUGUGGAAUUUGUGAGAAAUCAGAAGCAAAACAAUAAGUUUGUGUUUUGUUUUUGUCUAUAUUUGUAGUUUUAGAGUCUGUGAAGAGUGGUUUAACUAUUGAAAGUUUAUGAAAAGAUGUCUUCAAAAAUUGCACAAAUACGCCUUGUCCAUUCACAUCCUGAGGUUUAUGAACCAUGUGAUGAUUCUUUCGCUCUAGUUGAUGCACUUCUAGCGGAUCGAGUUAACUUGUUAGAGCAUCGUCCAACUUUGUGCAUGGAAGUGGGUUGUGGUAGUGGAUAUGUUAUAACUUCUUUAGCUCUUAUGCUCGGGGAGGAUGAUUCUGGGAUUCACUAUCUUGCCACUGAUAUAAACCCUCACGCAGUCCAAGUAACCCAUGCUACAUUGGAAGCACAUGGUGUUCAUGCAGAGUUGAUAAACACCAGCAUCGCAUCAGGACUGGAAAAGCGUCUGGCAAGGUCAGUUGAUGUGAUAGUUGUGAAUCCACCAUAUGUACCAACACCUGAAGAUGAAGUGGGUCGUGAAGGAAUAGCCUCUGCUUGGGCUGGAGGAGAGAAUGGCCGGAGCGUUAUUGAUAAGAUAUUGCCCAUUGCUGAAAAACUCUUAUCAGAUAGAGGCUGGUUAUACCUGGUGACUCUUACCACUAACAAUCCUUCACAAAUAUGCCUCCAAAUGAGGGAGAAGGGUUAUGCCUCAAGAAUUGUCAUCCAGAGGUCAACAGAAGAAGAGAAUCUACACAUCAUCAAGUUCUGGCGGGAUUUUGAAAUUCAAUUGACUACAAAGGAAGUGCCAACAAACAAAACAGUUCCUUCAAGAGUCAUGGACACCCUGCUUUCGCAAGUUCAUCGAUUGUCAUUUAAGAAAAGUAGCAACAGCAGCAGCAGUUGAUGUAGGAGCAGUGGUGAAAUGAAAAUGUAAGUGAAUUUACUCUGGAAUGUAGAGAUAUGUUGUGCUCUAAUUUGAUGAUCUAAUACUCACAUUUUUUUUUCCUCGGACUGAUAUUAUGGGAAUAUGGAAGCAUGUUGACGAUUCAUUCGGUGCCACAGGGGGUUACUAGUUGGAAGUUCAGUGAUUCAGUAGUAACAAUGAUUUUGUUACGACGAGCAAUGGCACAAUCAAAUCACAGGAUGAGCCGGGUCUUUCAUCUGGGCAUGUGCGUUGUUCUGGUACUUGGAAUAGCAACUAGCCAGUGAUGAUAUAUUGAGUUAACUUGUGGUCUCUUGGAGUAAUCAACCUCAUUUAUAAUUGGCGUAUACGGCGACUACUUUUCUUUUGUUCCCUUGAUUCCAAUCUACUAGUUAUUUAUGUAUAGACUGUUGAUGGCAGUCCUUAACUAAAUGACAUAUAUUUUUGUCCAGUUCACUCUGUGCUUUGUAUGCAUUUGUAGAUCAUCUUGGGUCUUUGAUCUCAUUUUGAUGCUUUUAAUAACACCUAUGCGUUUCAGACAAUCAAAGGGCUAGUUUCC
This is a messenger RNA of Pistacia vera, 2074 nucleotides long. RefSeq names its product methyltransferase N6AMT1. Gene Ontology annotation, molecular function: nucleic acid binding; S-adenosylmethionine-dependent methyltransferase activity; protein methyltransferase activity. The transcript has 2 exons. Gene Ontology annotation, biological process: methylation. Bases 727 to 1497 code for a protein of 256 amino acids. Lineage: Eukaryota; Viridiplantae; Streptophyta; Magnoliopsida; Sapindales; Anacardiaceae. Gene Ontology annotation, cellular component: eRF1 methyltransferase complex. The record is from RefSeq and is a predicted model, not a curated record.